UUGUAUGAAACUGAAAUCCUUGGAAACAAUCACAUUCAAGAAAAUGGCAGCUGCUACUUGUGAUGUAAGUACUUCAAAUGAUGAUCGGAUGAAAGAUAUUAAAGAAUUUGCGCGGUCCAAAGUUGGAGUCAAGGGCCUGAUAGAUUCAGGCAUAGCUUCCAUUCCCAAAAUUUUUAUACAACCACCUGAAACUCUUUCCACUCUUAAUCCUUAUCAAACAAACACUAGCAUCCCUGUAAUCGACCUGGAAAACAUUACCUCACAAGCUCACCGUCCCAAACUCGUUCAGCAAAUCAAAGAAGCAGCCAGUGAAUGGGGUUUCUUCCAAGUAAUCAACCAUGGAAUCCCCGUCUCAUUGCUGGAGGAGACUAUUGAAGCAGUCAAAUCAUUUCACGAACAGCCGAAAGAAAUCAAGGCUAAGUACUAUAGCCGUGAAGAGAGAAGUAGCAUGCUUUAUUCCAGCAAUAACGAUCUGUAUCGUGCCAAAGCAGCUACCUGGCAUGACUAUCUUCAGAUUUGGAUGUCACCAAAAGAACAAAGUGCAAAGGUCGAAGAUAUACCAGAGAUAUUGAGAAAAGAGUCACUUGAAUGGGACUGUUGCGCCAAGAAAGUUGCUGAAGAUGUGAUGGAGCUGUUGUGUGAAGGGAUAGGAUUAGAAUCUAGCAAGUUUAAGGACAUGACCCUUUCCGGUGCGAGGCUUUUUGUGGGUAUCUACUACCCGUAUUGUCCUCAACCUAAUCUCACACUAGGGCUUACCUCACAUACGGAUUCAACUACUCUAACAGUUUUGCUUCAGAACCAGGUUUCAGGGUUGCAAGUGAAACAUGGAGAAGAAUGGGUGGAUGUGAAGCCCCUUCCUGGAGCGUUGAUAAUAAAUAUCGGCGACUUGCUUCAGAUCAUUUCCAAUGGUGAAUACAACAGUGUUCAGCAUCGAGCUCGAGCUAAUUCAUGCGAAGAGCCACGAAUCUCAGUGGUCGAGUUUCUGAAUUUUAGCAAAUGGGAAGAAUCUGGGUAUGGACCUUUGCCAGAGUUGGUGUCAGCAGAGAAACCACCUCGUUAUCGUCAAUUCACCACGGCUGAUUUUGUUAAUAACUUUUACAGCAAAGGACUGGACAGCAAGUCCCUGGUCGAUAAGCUUAAGCUUUAAGCCCUUUGAAUCAAAUCACUUAGAAAAUAAGAAUAUUGUAAGCACAUGCCACACCCAUGGCAAUUCUUGAUUGCUGCUUUUCUUUAUGAUUAUCCUAAUGACAUUAAUGAAUAAGAAUGAUUUUCUUUUCUAUUUGAUAAUGGGAGCUUCAUCUUUUUCAUUUUUUCCUGUAAGAUUUGCCUUCCUUGUCUUGGAUCUUGGCUUUGACAUUGUCACUGGUGUCGCUGCUCUCGACCUCGAGAGUUACGGUCUUGCCGUUAUAGUUCACAUAUAUGGAUUUGCUAUUUUCAACGUGGAAAUAGGGAAAUUAAAAUGGAGAAACCAUGCUUUUUUUUU
This is a messenger RNA of Durio zibethinus, 1483 nucleotides long. RefSeq names its product 1-aminocyclopropane-1-carboxylate oxidase homolog 4-like. The record is from RefSeq and is a predicted model, not a curated record. Lineage: Eukaryota; Viridiplantae; Streptophyta; Magnoliopsida; Malvales; Malvaceae.